AGGAUCUUUAUUCAUUUAAUUUUAUUUUAUUUCUUUCUCUUUUAUAUAUAAACAUGACAUCAAAAAGAAUUAGUCUUGGAAGCCAUUUUUUAAGUAGUAGAAAAAAAGGAGACUUGGAAGAUUUGUUCACUAGUUUUGAUAAAGAUAAAGAUGGGAAAAUAUCCCACACAGAAUUGGAAGAAGUAUUGCAUUCAGCGGGGGUCGAUAGCUCACCAUUUUCAUCCAUGUUUAAUAAAAAAGGAUCAGGUCAUAGAGGUAAUGAAGAAAACCAAGCUGAAGAUGAAAGUAUAGAUUUCAAAGAGUUUGCGAAAAUCAUGAGACCUACUUUAUCGGAUCCUCAUCGUCUUACCUCAAAACAGUUAGAAUUGAAAGAGGCUUUUAAGGCCUUCGAUAAAGAUGGUGAUGGUUUCAUUAAUGAAAUUGAGCUUCAAGCUAUGAUGGAGAAGUUGGGAGAUAAAAUAAGUCUUGAAGAAGCACGUGAGUUAAUUAAGGAUAUUGACUUGGACAAUGACGGUGCAGUUAAUUUUACAGAAUUUUGUACUAUGAUGGGAGUGCAACAACCAAAUACAACCACUACUAAAAAAAGAAAAGAGUGCACACAUCAUCAGCAUAAGUCCUCCAUUAGAAGGUUCUUUUGUAGCCACAAAUCUGAGCAAUGAAAAAGGAAAAAAGAAAAAGUUUGUUUUCUAUAUUUGGCAGUUUUUAUAACGGAGAUUAAAAUAUUAUUCAAACAAAAAAAAAAAACAAAAAAACAAAAAGUAUUUGUUGUGAAUAAAGUUAAAUUUUUCUAAACAGAAAAUUACAAAUUAAAAAGAUAGAAAGUUGUCACCUAUCAACAGACGUAUUACAAAGAAUUUGUUGCCGCGGCCCUGUAUUAAUUACUGCUGUAAUAAAGUACAGUACCAGAAAAAAAAAAGAUAUUUAUUAUGAGAAAAUAUAUAAGGGACAUUUUAUGAUUACUCUUCU
Cokeromyces recurvatus is the source of this 966-nucleotide messenger RNA. RefSeq lists its product as uncharacterized. Lineage: Eukaryota; Fungi; Mucoromycota; Mucoromycetes; Mucorales; Mucoraceae. The transcript has 2 exons. The record is from RefSeq and is a predicted model, not a curated record. Bases 54 to 659 code for a protein of 201 amino acids. Gene Ontology annotation, molecular function: calcium ion binding.